Klebsormidium nitens is the source of this 2762-nucleotide messenger RNA. Lineage: Eukaryota; Viridiplantae; Streptophyta; Klebsormidiophyceae; Klebsormidiales; Klebsormidiaceae. The record is from the annotation of a GenBank genome assembly.
UGACAGCAUCCCCUUCCUCUUUCAGCCGUUUGAAAGCUCGCAAGGAGCCGUCAGGGCGCCUUUCUCUCCUUUCUGCGCAUCUCGCGCAAGGGCUAGAAGGACUGGUUGGUGGUGUCUUUUGUGGUUUAUGGCAUCGCCCCUCCUUCGCCCGUAAUCCAAAAACCCAAAAAAAGUAAAAAAGAAGGAAAAACAAAAACACCAUCGCAGCUUUGCGGGAGUCGCAUCGUCGCACAUCGCACACACCACGAGCCCCUUUGAGAAGUACACGGCUUCUCUUUUUCGUUUUUGAAGCCACCCGCUUCAUCUUUGUUUCCCACCCGCUUCGGUAUAUUCCUCAAAAACAAAAAACAAAAACAAACAGCAGUAAUGGCAACCGUAGCCCCUGAGAUUGUCGUCAAGCCCGCUUCUCUGUAUGUGGGGGAUCUGGACAAGGAUGUGACCGAGGCGCAGCUCUACGAGGUCUUCAUCCAAGUCGGCCCAGUGGCCUCCAUCAGGGUCUGUCGGGAUGCAGUUACUCGCAGGUCCCUUGGUUAUGGAUACGUCAACUUCAACGCAAGUGUCGAUGAGAAGGCAGCGGAGCGUGCCAUGGAGGCGCUCAACUUCACGCCCCUGAAUGGCAAGCCCAUGCGCAUCAUGUACUCCCACCGCGACCCCAGCUCCAGGAAGAGCGGAGUGGGCAACAUCUUCAUCAAGAACCUGGACGAGUCCAUUGACACCAAGGCCCUGUACGACACGUUUUCCCAGUUUGGGACAAUCCUGUCAUGCAAGGUGGCCUCCGACGGUGCCAAGAGCAAGGGCUACGGGUUUGUCCACUUUGAGAAGGAUGAGGCUGCCCAGCUUGCCAUUGAGAAGGUCAACGGCAUGCUCCUGGAAAACAAGCCAGUGUAUGUCGGCCCCUUCCAGAAGAAGACGGAGCGCCAGACCUCGGGCUCGGAGCCGACCUUCACGAACGUCUUUGUCAAGAACCUGGACCUUGAGGUGACUGAGGAGGAGCUGCGCGCCAAGUUCGAGGAGCACGGCCCGCUCAAGAACCUCGUGAUUAUGGUCGACGACAAGGGCAAGUCGCGCGGGUUCGGGUUCGUCAACUUUGAGAAGGCGGAGGACGCCAAGAACGCGGUGGAGGCGCUCAAUGGGCUGCAGGUCAAGAGCAAGGCGCUGUUCGUGGGGCGCGCACAGAAGAAGGCCGAGCGGGAGGAGGCGCUCAGGAAGCAGUUCGAGGAGAAGCGUCAGGAGCGCAUCCAGAAGUACCAGAGCGUGAACCUGUACGUGAAGAACCUGGACGAUGCCAUCGAUGACAACAAGCUGCGCGAAGAGUUCUCUGCCUACGGCACCAUCACCUCCGCGCGGGUCAUGAAGGGCGAGAAGGGGGCCAGCCGCGGCUUCGGGUUCGUGUGCUUCUCGGCGCCCGAGGAAGCCACCAAGGCGGUCACCGAGAUGAACGGCAAGAUCCUGCUGAGCAAGCCGAUUUACGUCGCCCUUGCUCAGCGCCGCGAGAUGCGCAAGGCACAGCUGGCACAGCAGUGGUCGCAGCAGGCGGCCCUCAUGGGCCAGCGCCCCGUCGGCGCCCCCCCCCUCCCCGGCACUGGCGGUAUGUACCCCCCCGGAACGCCCAUCUUUUACGCGGCGCCCGGGAUGCUGCCACCUGGCGCGCAGCGCCAGGGCAUGCUGUACCAGCCGAUGGUGCCCAGGGGGGGCUGGAGGGGGCCACGCCCGGGGUAUGCGCCGGUGCCGCAGUUUGGGGGGCCUCCUGGUCAGCGUCAGCCGCGUCAGAACCGCCAGCAGAGGCAGAACGGCCCUCCGCAGCAGCAGAGGCCCAACGCCAAGAACCAGCAGCAGCAGCCGAACGGCCCCCCUCCUGCCGGUCCCGUCCCUGCUCCGAACGGCGUUCCCGUCCCCGGUCCCGUAAUGGUUCCCAACGGCCCUGUCCCCGCCCCGCAAACCGCAGGCGUGCUCCCGGUUCCGACGAUGCUGCCCACCGAUGCGCCGCUGUCGGCGAGUUUGCUGGCUGCUGCCGCGCCCGCUCAGCAGAAGAACAUCCUGGGGGAGAAGCUGUACCCGCUCGUGCACCGCCUGCAGCCUGAGCUGGCGGGCAAGAUCACGGGCAUGCUCCUGGAGAUGGACAACAGCGAGCUGCUGCUGCUGCUCGAGUCGUCGGAGGCGCUCAACCUCAAGGUGCACGAGGCCAUCGACGUGCUGCGUCAGCACACGGGCCUCGCAGAGGACGCGCCCGUCGAGGCCGUCGCGCCUGCCGUGCAGGAGGUGGCUGUCAACUAGAUUGGGGAGAACGGUUGGUGUCGUUUCGAGUAGGCAAAGAAGUGGCUGUCCAUCAGAGACGUGGCUGUUAACAGGGACAGGAAGAUGUGCGAUCGAGAAGUGGCUGUUUUGGCUGGGUGAGAACUUGUGUUUGAUGAAGCGUAGGGGUGACUUGUGCCCGGGAGUGGUUGUAGUGUGGAUGCUUGAGAAAGUGCAGGCUGAUGGUCGUGAUUCAUUUUCUGUUUGUUCCUUUUCCAUUGUUUCAUCUAUUCCGACAAAUUCUGUUUUUGAGAGUUAGCAUCGAGCUCACGUUCAAAGAAAGUCCCGAGCUUUGUGCGAUCGCUGAGAGCGUGUGUAUCGCAUGAAUGGGCUAGGUAUAGGUAAUAUCUAUGGUUAUAUGCAUUUAAAACCCCGUCAAGGAAGUAUUGACAUAGUCGGAUUCAUGUGCAUGGUCAAUUGCAAGGGUCAUGGCUGCUUCGCUAUACCCGACUCCGAGGAAGCUACUGGAC